This is a messenger RNA of Orycteropus afer afer, 2619 nucleotides long. Its product is annotated as N-deacetylase and N-sulfotransferase 4. Gene Ontology annotation, molecular function: deacetylase activity; heparan sulfate N-sulfotransferase activity. The record is from RefSeq and is a predicted model, not a curated record. The transcript is spliced from 13 exons. Gene Ontology annotation, cellular component: Golgi apparatus. Lineage: Eukaryota; Metazoa; Chordata; Mammalia; Tubulidentata; Orycteropodidae. The coding region runs from base 1 to 2619 and encodes 872 amino acids.
AUGAAUCUUAUUGUGAAGCUUCGGAGGAGUUUUCGAACACUGAUUGUUCUCUUAGCUACCUUUUGCUUGGUGAGCAUAGUUAUUUCUGCCUAUUUCCUCUACUCUGGCUAUAAACAGGAAAUGACACUUAUUGAAACCACUGCAGAAGCAGAAUGUGGUGACAUCAAAAUUCUACCAUAUCGGUCAAUGGAGCUAAAAACCAUUAAACCUAUUGAUACAUCCAAAACUGACCCUACAGUUCUGCUGUUUGUGGAGAGCCAAUACUCUCAACUUGGUCAAGAUAUCAUAGCUAUUUUGGAGUCCAGCCGAUUUCAAUACCACAUGGUCAUUGCCUCAGGCAAGGGUGACAUGCCUCCUCUUACAGAUAAUGGCAAAGGAAAAUAUACUUUAGUUAUUUAUGAAAAUAUUCUGAAGUAUCUCAGCAUGGACUCAUGGAACCGAGAGCUUUUGGAAAAAUACUGUGUGGAAUACAGUGUUAGUAUAAUUGGUUUUCAUAAAGCCAAUGAGAACAGCAUACCAAGUACACAGUUAAAAGGUUUUCCAUUAAACCUUUUCAAUAAUCUAGCUCUAAAGGAUUGUUUUGUCAACCCUCAGUCUCCUUUGCUGCAUAUUACCAAAGCCCCCAAGAUUGAAAAAGGCCCUCUUCCUGGGGAAGACUGGACUGUUUUCCAGUAUAAUCAUUCAACCUACCAGCCUGUGCUUUUAACUGAAUUACAGACAGACAAAUCACUUCCAUCUUUGUCCAGCAAAAUACUCUAUGCGACAGUAAUUCAAGAUCUGGGGCUUCAUGAUGGAAUCCAGCGAGUUCUUUUUGGUAACAACUUAAACUUUUGGCUGCACAAGCUCAUCUUCAUAGAUGCCAUUUCCUUCUUGUCUGGGAAGAGACUGACAUUGUCCUUGGACAGGUACAUCCUUGUGGACAUUGAUGAUAUCUUUGUGGGAAAAGAGGGAACAAGGAUGAAUGUCAAAGAUGUGAAGGCAUUACUAGAGACUCAAAAUAUACUGCGCACUCAGGUUGCAAAUUUUACCUUCAACCUUGGAUUUUCAGGGAAGUUUUACCACACAGGUACUGAAGAGGAAGAUGAAGGAGAUGAUCUUUUGCUUCAGUCUGUGGAUGAGUUCUGGUGGUUUCCUCACAUGUGGAGCCACAUGCAGCCCCACCUCUUCCACAAUGAAUCAUCCUUAGUUGAGCAGAUGAUUCUCAACAAGGAAUUUGCACUGGAGCAUGGGAUCCCUGUCAGCAUGGGCUAUGCAGUGGCACCACAUCACUCAGGAGUCUACCCAGUUCAUAUACAGCUUUAUGCAGCAUGGAAGAAGGUCUGGGAUAUUCAAGUUACCAGCACUGAAGAGUAUCCACAUUUGAAGCCUGCACGGUACAGGAAAGGCUUCAUUCACAAUAGUAUCAUGGUUCUCCCUCGACAGACCUGUGGAUUAUUCACUCACACUAUUUUCUACAAAGAGUAUCCAGGAGGACCCCAAGAAUUGGAUAAAAGCAUCAGAGGAGGUGAACUUUUCCUCACAGUCCUUCUAAACCCAAUCAGCAUUUUCAUGACCCAUUUGUCAAACUAUGGGAAUGACCGCCUAGGAUUAUACACCUUUGUGAAUUUGGCAAACUUCGUGCAGAGCUGGACCAACCUCAGAUUGCAGACCCUACCUCCAGUUCAACUGGCCCACAAGUACUUUGAGCUCUUCCCGGAGCAGAAAGACCCUCUCUGGCAGAAUCCAUGUGAUGAUAAAAGACACAAAGAUAUUUGGUCCAGAGAGAAAACUUGUGACCACUUACCAAAAUUCCUUGUGAUUGGACCACAAAAAACAGGAACAACUGCACUUUAUUUAUUUCUUCUUAUGCAUCCUUCCAUCAUCAGUAAUCUCCCUAGCCCAAAAACAUUUGAAGAAGUUCAAUUCUUUAAUGGGAACAACUAUCACAAAGGAAUCGAUUGGUAUAUGGACUUCUUCCCUACUCCAUCCAACAUUACAAGUGACUUUCUGUUUGAGAAGAGUGCUAAUUAUUUCCAUUCAGAAGAAGCUCCCAGAAGAGCUGCAUCUCUUGUCCCCAAGGCCAAGAUAAUCACCAUCCUCAUUGAUCCCUCAGACAGAGCGUAUUCAUGGUACCAGCACCAACGAUCACAUGAAGAUCCAGCUGCCCUGAGGUUUAAUUUCUAUGAAGUUAUUACAACAGGACAUUUGGCUCCAUCUGACUUAAAAACUUUGCAGAGGAGAUGCUUGGUACCUGGAUGGUAUGCAGUCCACAUAGAAAGAUGGCUAACUUAUUUUGCUACUUCUCAGUUACUAAUUAUUGAUGGACAGCAGUUGAGAUCUGACCCAGCCACUGUGAUGGAUGAAGUCCAGAAAUUUCUGGGAGUUACACCUCAUUAUAAUUACUCUGAAGCACUAACGUUUGAUCCCCAAAAGGGCUUUUGGUGUCAACUAUUGGAAGGAGGAAAAACCAAAUGUCUUGGAAAAAACAAAGGCCGAAAAUAUCCUCCUAUGGAUCCAGCGUCAAGAACUUUCCUCUCUAAUUACUACCGAGAUCAUAAUGUAGAACUGUCCAAACUGCUGCAUAGACUGGGGCAGCCUUUGCCAUCGUGGCUGAGACAGGAGCUACAGAAAGUGAGAUAG